Myzus persicae (green peach aphid) is the source of this 2821-nucleotide messenger RNA. Its product is annotated as mediator of RNA polymerase II transcription subunit 12-like. NCBI's taxonomy places the organism in Eukaryota, Metazoa, Arthropoda, Insecta, Hemiptera, Aphididae. The record is from RefSeq and is a predicted model, not a curated record. The transcript has 3 exons. The coding region runs from base 748 to 2274 and encodes 508 amino acids.
ACAGGUUGUACAGGUACACGACUGGCACUACCCGUGCUAUAUUAUUAUUAUUAUGUCAACCGACAGUCGUACACGGACCCGCGGAAUCGUCUAACGGAAACGGAAAAAAAAUCUCCCUCAACUCUAUCUCUCUCUUUCUCUCUCCGCCUCGUCCUCGCAUCGUCCUGCCGCCGCCGCCACCGCCGCCACAAUAAUAUCAGACGUAUACGAUUGAGACGUCAUAAUAUACUACUAUUAUAGAGUGUGCCCACACUAGCAGUAAAAUAUCGCGGCGAAAACGAUCCCAGUCUGAGCGAUAUAAUUAAUACCAAUACCUAAUUAAUAUAGGUACAUCGAGUUUAAUUGUUUUUCAUAAUUCGUUCAGGCCCCGCAAACACGUAUUAUAACGACAUCGCGAAAUGUACACGACAUAUUAUUACCGCCAUCGUCGUCAUCAUUGUUUUUGUGACGUUGACAAAUAAAAAACCGGGCGAACACGAGGCCCCCGGCCUGUCACAUCUGUUUGGCGGUUUGGCGAACACAAAAGAUCCGCUCCAACAAAACAUAGGCCUAUACGCAGACACACGUCACAUCGGCGACGACCAAAUAGCGUACCUAUAUAAAAACGUUACCGAUUGCGUACCGCCGACAAUACCACCGAGGUGUCGCGAUAAUAUUGAUAUUGCGGCCUGACAUAUUCGGUUCCGGGUUAUUUUUUAUUUUACUUCCGUCCGAUCAGCGUCAAGCGUCAUUAUCACCACGACAACGAUGGCCGUCGACGGGAAAAACGCUUCCGGCCGGCUCGCCGCCGCGACCGUCCUCUGGCUGCUCGUCGCGAUCUUCUCAAAUCAGGAUUAUGUGUACUGUGAUGGAGAAGAACAACAACAACAACAAUUCCAACCACGCUUACAACCACAACAAUUUCUACCUCCACAAGUACAACAACAACAACCACCAACACAACAGCAACAACAGCAACAACCACCAAUACAACAACAACAAUCACAAAUGCCUCCACAAAUGAACCCCCAAACGCCCCCGCAAAUGCAGCCACAAAUGCAGCCACAAAUGCAGCCACAAAUGCAGUCACAAAUGCAGCCACAACCAACGCCACCACAACAACAACAGCAACAACAGCAACAACAGCAACAACUGCAACAACAACAACAACGACCACCAACUCAGCCACAAGAACCACCAAAACCACUUGGAAUGUUGAGUCCAGUAAAUAAUUUGGUAAAAGAAAUGCAACCAAACAUAAAUCGAUUGACUGGACAAUCAAUGAAUCCUGAUUUCGGAACCAACCCACUACCACAACUACAACAACAACUAGGCAAUGUUGCAGGUCCAUUAAAUAUGCCGGGUGGUGGCCGAGUACCGAUGUUUUCUGGUGGUCCACCACAGGUGUCAACCUUCGAUGAAACAAACCAAGGAAUAAAUCCACAGUUUCGCCUUAACUCGCAAUCAGAGCCGAAUCCUAACCUAUCGUCAGGCCAAAAUCAAUAUAGACCUCAAGCGCAGUUAACAGAGCAGAUAAAUAACGCACAAGGCCCUCCGAAUAACCAGCAAGACCCUAUGAAUAAUUUUCAACAUAAGUACACCCAACCAAUGCCAUCGUCAUAUCCACCGAAUCAUUACCCUUCCGCGAGGCCAUCCAUGGGUCAACAAUACCCGUCUCCUUACUAUGCCAAUAGCAACAUAUACGAAGCUCCGGCGCCAGUCAAUACACCAGGUUUUCCGGGACAGUCGUUCUUAAGCACGGGCAUGGGAGAUUUUCUGCAGCCCUCACAGGUGAUCAAUAGUUUGAUGCAGACAAACCCGAUGGACUUGGUGCAGAAGCCAGUCGGUAUGGCGUUCAACGCGGUCGAAAAGCUGGGCCAUUACGGCGGGAACGUAAAGGAUGGCAUAACCAGAGUGUUCAGGGAUGUGAUCGGAAAAAUACUUGACCAAGGUCAGAUGGGGACGCAGAAACUAUUUGACAUGGGCUCGGCCGGAAAAAAUGCUGCCUUUGAUUUCAGCCGGAGGCUUUUGAUUCCGAAUUCCAAUAAUCAGCAGACGGGCAAUUUCGAUGGCAGGUAUAGUUCGCCACAGGCGAGCAUGUCUCCGGGCUACAACUUCAACCCCAAUCAGCAGCCCCCGACCCAGAUGGGCUAUGUGCAGCCCCAAGCAGGGGCAGGAGGACAGUUCAUGGUUGGCAACAGUAACGGUCAACCACCCCCACAGGGCGCCGUUCCACAGUACCAGCAACAGAGACCAGGGCUAAACUACGGCACGAAUAUCCCCAUAAAUACCUAGCCAGUAGUCAAUCGCCCGCCAUGGCCAAGGCUAAAGGCACUCUCGGUGGUGCUGAGUGUUCCCAAGCCACUAAUAUCCUUCAUAUUUUCAUAUCCCCACUCGCAUACACGUCACUAUAAUUUAUAAUAUAAGUGUACUUACAUUAUUACUUAUUAUUAGUAGGGCUGGGAUUUUAAUUCACAAAAAAAAAUUGCAAAAAUUACUUAAAACUAUAUUCAGAAAAUGACAAAAUGUAUUUCUUAGAGCUUAGGAAGUAAAGAUAUAUAUGUGUUUAAUAGAAAUGUAUUUCUUUUAAAAUUACAAGUACAUAGAUAGGUUAGGUAGUAAUACAAACAAUUAAAAAAACUUGUCGCCUCUUAAACCAUAUUUUGUGGCAGUCGACAAGUGUUGCAUAAUAUGUAGGUGAUUGUUGCUCUGUAGAUAUGCCCACCAUACCAAUAUGAUGGUUUAAAAUACAAUGAUAAAUGGUGCACAAUUAUUAUUUGUAAAAAAUGACUGAAGUAGAUUAAAACAUCAAAAAUGACCUUAGGCGCUUAAUGAUUUUGAA